AAAGUCGAGAUUUUGAUUGGACCCAUGAUUUUCAUUCGGAGAAAUUGUUAUCUUUGGGCUUAAUCGGAAAAUGGACGUUCUCGCCUUAUCCUCUUCCGCGUCCGCCGCUUCUUUCGCCGGAAACUUACCGUUGUUUACUUCUAGGGUCAGAGUGAGAAGAAACCGGGAGAAUUUAUUCGUUAAACAGAAGAAGUUUUUAGUUUCAGCUUCGAAAAGAGAAGAGCCUAAGCUCAAUGAAUGGGAUCAAAUGGAGCUCAACUUUGGCCGUUUACUCGGAGAAGAUCCGAAAUUGACUUUGGCUAAGAUAGUUGCUAGAAAAGUGGAUCCAGAAGCUUCUUUCAUUGAAAUUGAGAAAUCUUUCUACAAGAACAAAGGUAAAAUGCCUGAAGUUGAAGAGAUUCCAUUGGAUUGGUCAAAGGAUAAGAAGAAGACAUCUACUAGUUCACUGGAUGGAUUGAAAUUGGUAAAGCCUGUUCUUAAAGACGGAGUCAAGUUCGAAAAGCCAAGCCCUGUUUUGAAGAAGCCAUUGGUGGAGGCUGCUGCUCCAAAGGUGCAGAGAUUGCCUAAUGUUAUAUUGAGAAAGCCGAGUUCGUUUUAUACUAGUAAUGAUGAUGAUGAGGAGUCUAAGUUGCGGUUGAAACCGAAUCUGACACUGAAAAUGAGGAAUGAGAGGGAAAAUGAGAGGUUUAGUGAUAUGACAUUGUUGAGAAAACCGGAACCAGUGAGCGUAGAUGCAGCAGAGGAAAGUUCUGAAGAUAAGGUUAUCCCUGAUGGGUUAACUAUGGAGGAAGGAGGACAAGAAGAUGUAACAUAUUCAGAGUAUACUCUUUUGGAGAAGCCAGAAGCAAGGCCUAAGCGUGAGAACAUAAAAGAGGAAGUUGGAGAUAGCAGAGCAGUGGAAUCAUCAGAGAUAGAAAACAACUCGAUUCAGAAGCCAGAAGCAAGGCCAGAGCCUGAGAACGUAGAAAAUAAUGUUGGAGAUAGCGGAGCUGUGGAAUCAUCGGAGAUAGAAAACAACUCAAUUCCAACUGAAAUGCAGCUUAACAACGAGAGGUCCUUGGGAUCCUCGGAGGAGAAAACCGCUAACAGUGAUCCAAUCCAGAGAAUUCUUUCGAAACCAAUUUCUCAAACCAUCAUAGAAGCUUCUUUACAAGGGAAACCACAAAGAUUAGACCCGUCUUCUGUGGAGCCAUCAGUUUCAGACAAAGGACAACCGUUAAUCGUGAACCAUGAAGGUCGUCAGGUCUCUGUUGAGCUCAAGGGUCCUCCUACCAGAUCGUCCUUGGAGGAAAAUGAUUGGAAUAAGGCAGAGUCUCUAGUUAAAACAGAAUUACGAGCAGAUGUUGAGCUAAUAAGUUCAAGCACUAGAGGAUUUGCUGUUUCCUAUGGAUCUUUGAUCGGAUUUUUACCCUACCGGAACCUAGCAGCAAAAUGGAAAUUUCUCGCAUUUGAAUCAUGGUUAAGAAGAAAUGGUGUAGAUCCAUCACUGUAUCGACAAAACCUUGGGGUAAUCGGAGGUCAAGAUGUCACAAGUAAAGCUCCAUCUCCAGAUUCAAGCUUAGAUUCUGAAGUCGCUACAUCGAUCAACGGAGAGGUUUCUUCUGAUAUGAAGCUGGAAGAUCUUCUUAUGGUAUAUGACAGAGAAAAGCAGAAGUUCCUGUCAUCUUUUGUUGGCCAGAAAAUCAAAGUGAAUGUUGUUAUGGCUAAUCGAAACUCAAGGAAGCUUAUAUUUUCGAUGAGGCCGAGAGAAAAUGAAGAGGAAGUUGAGAAAAAACGAAAUCUUAUGGCUAAGCUUCGUGUUGGGGAUGUUGUGAAAUGCUGCAUCAAGAAAAUUACCUAUUUUGGUAUUUUCUGUGAGCUAGAAGGUGUCCCUGCAUUGGUUCACCAGUCAGAAGUUUCAUGGGAUGCAACUUUAGACCCUGCUUCAUAUUUCAAGAUUGGUCAGAUUGUGGAAGCGAAAGUGCACCAGCUAGAUUUUGCUCUUGAACGUAUCUUCUUGUCGCUAAAAGAAAUCACGCCUGAUCCUCUAACCGAAGCCUUAGAAUCUGUAGUUGGUGGUGAUAAUGAUCAGUUGGGGGGACGAUUACAAGCAGCAGAGCUCGACGCUGAGUGGCCUGACGUGGAAUCUCUGAUCAAAGAGCUGGAAAUGGUUGAAGGAAUCCAAUCUGUUUCAAAAAGUCGUUUCUUCUUGAGCCCGGGUCUUGCUCCAACGUUUCAGGUUUACAUGGCUCCAAUGUUUGAGAACCAAUACAAACUGCUUGCUCGAGCUGGAAACAGAGUACAAGAGCUUAUUGUUGAAGCAUCGUUGAGCAAAGAAGAGAUGAAAUCUACAAUCAUGUCUUGCACCAACAGAGUAGAAUGAGAAUAUUUUGAAGAAUGGAUAAGUGAUUCCACUAUUUUUUUGUAUUCUUCAAAGUGGUAUCACUCAAAGACUUACCAAGUACAACAACAAUAUAUGAUUUCUAAUGUAAUACUUCCUGAGCUUUUAUGAUGUCAAAACAAUUUCCCCACAAAAGCAAGAAACUGGAAAUGUAUAG
Arabidopsis arenosa is the source of this 2537-nucleotide messenger RNA. The record is from the annotation of a GenBank genome assembly. Lineage: Eukaryota; Viridiplantae; Streptophyta; Magnoliopsida; Brassicales; Brassicaceae.